AAUCCCGUCAUCUAGCGAUAUUCAGUCAUCUGGCUGCCUAACGGGUUUCCCGCCGAAUAAAUACCACCCAUUUUGGCCGAUAAUAACUCGAAGAAUACAACGCCAAAUCAAUAUUUAACCUCGAUGGCCGAAAAUAAUACAAUCUACUGGACCGAAUCCAGUUUUGGCCCCACAGACAGUGAUCGAUUUGACUUCACGCCCCUCUUCGAAAAUACUAUUUUGUCGAUUCUGCCCUCCGUCAUUUUUGUGAUUCUGACGCCCCAGCGCCUACUGUGGUUGACGAGACAGCCGCGCAAAGUUAAUAAAAACUGGCGCUCGUUUUUCAAGCUGGGAGUGAUCACUGUGUACAACAUCCUGCAACUCAGUGUCCUGCUGUACUGGACGGCAGGACCACUAAAAACCACCAAAGCUCAGAUUGCAGCCGCAGCUCUAGCUUUAGUUAGUGGUGUUGUGCUUUUAGGUUUAUCCUACACCGAGCAUACUCGCUCGGUGAGACCAUCAACACUCAUCGACGUUUACUUGCUAUUUACUCUAAUUUUCGAUUGCGCUAUUGUGAGAACUUCAUGGACUCUCCAGGGAAGGGGCAUAGUGGCGAAGCUGCUGACUUCUACCGUUGCAAUUAAAUGUCUCAUCCUUGUAAUGGAAGGAUGGGAGAAAAGGGGGAUUCUCUACCCGCAGUACAGGUGCCUUUCUCCAGAGGCGACAAGUGGGAUAUACAGCCGUAGCAUUUUUUGGUGGCUCAAUCCGCUGAUGAAGAUUGGUUUUGACCGGUUCAUCACAUAUCAGGAUCUGUAUCCUAUUGAUGAUAAUUUGGCUGCGAAGAGCCUACUGACUAAAAUAGAGAAUGCUUGGAACUCAGCCAAUCAAGCAAAGAAUAAUUCACUUUUUUGGUUGACUCUGUGGACCACCAAGUCCGCAUUUAUAUCAGGCAUCUUUGCCCGUGUCUGCCUAAUAGCCUUCAAAUAUACCCAGCCAUUUCUUAUCGAACGUACAGUCGGGUUCGGUAGUGACCUGUCUCAACCGGAAAGCAUUGGCUGGGGGUUAACGGGCGCAUGGUUUUUGGUCUUCGUUGGACUGGCAAUCUCCACUGGAGCGUUUUACCAUGCCACAUAUCGAUUAGUUACGUCAGUCAGAGGUAGCCUGGUCAGCCUGGUAUACUCUAAGACAUUAGACCUCAGUGUCACAGCACUAGAUGAGUCAGUUGCAGUGACACUCAUGUCUACUGAUUCGGAGAAUAUUUGCCAGGGUUUUGCAAAUUUACAUGAGGUCUGGGCGGCCCCGGUAGAGUGUGCAGUAGCUCUUUUUCUGCUGUACAGGCAGCUCGAAAUGGCCUUCUUGGCCCCUAUGGUAGUGGCAAUAAUUGCUACCUUUGGGAUAAUGGGUCUCGCAAAAUAUAUGGGAAACGCUCAAAAGACAUGGGUUCGUGCAAUUCAAACUCGUGUCGAUGUCACGGCAUCUAUGCUCGCUUCAAUGAAGGAAGUCAAAAUGCUUGGCCUUACGGACACAUUAACUGAGAAGGUUCAAAAUCUACGCGUGAGCGAGUUAAGAUUCUCAAAAUGGGCCCGAAAACUGUUGUGUCUCCGAGUGUUGCUUGGAUCUAGCUUAAGGACGAUUGCACCACUGGCUACAUUUGCGACCUUCGUAAUACUUUCGAAUAGCACAGGAAAACCCUUGGACACUGCAUCGGCAUAUUCCUCACUCUCCCUCAUAUAUCUGCUCGCGGACCCAAUGGCUACCAUGAUCCGGACCAUACCAAUGAUUAGCACGGCAAUGGCCUGCUUCGACCGCAUCCAGGCCUUCCUUCUAUCUGAAAGUUGCAAAGAUCACCGACUUCCUUUGAGCGAAAGCAGCUCAAACUUGGGUAGUGUGCAUUCCAAACCCACUGCGCCGAAUACUGCUACCAAUUUAGUCGAGCUGCGGCCUCUAGCAGAUGCAAGAGGCUUACGCUUCGGUGAUCCGCUGAUGAUAAUCACAAAUGCUUGCUUUGGAUGGACUGAUUCAGAGCCAAAAGUCCUGGACGAUAUCUCUUGUACAAUACGAAAGGGCCAGUUCACUUUUAUCGUGGGCAGUGUGGGGUCGGGAAAAAGUAGCCUCGUGAAGCUGAUGCUUGGAGAGAUCCGGCCAUCCAAGGGGUUUGUGUACACUGGUAUCCAGGACAUAGCCUAUGCCGGUCAAACGCCUUGGAUACAGAACAUGACCCUACGGGCCAACAUAAUAGGCGUUUCUAGUUACGACGAUGCCUGGUAUAACAAGGUCGCUCAAGCAUGCGCGCUUGAAAAAGACAUCAUGGACCUUCCCAAUGGAGACUACACAAAGGUAGGCACUGGAGGAGUUUCGCUGAGUGGUGGGCAGAAACAACGACUAGCGCUUGCAAGAGUGGUAUAUUCGAAGAAAGAGAUUGUGUUCUUGGACGAUGUUUUCGCCGGCCAGGAUGCCGCCACCGAGGAGCAUAUUCACCAAAUGCUCUUUGCGAACAGGGGCCUGUUCCGACAGAUGGGAACGACGGUUGUCUGUAUCACUAACGCAAUUCAUCGACUGUCUCAUGCGGACCAUGUAAUUGCCUUAAGUGAUAGGGGUCGCGUCUUGCACCAGGGAUCUUUCGAAAAGCUUCAGACAGAUACUGAUUUUUUCGAAGAUUUGAACGUCAAGCAAAAUGGAACCUUGAACGCUGACAGUGACCUCGCUAUGUCUAGCACAUCACAAUCCGGAAUUACUAGACCGCACGCAGUGGACGAAGAGGUCGAAUCUUCUAAGCGCAUGUUUGGAGAGCUUGCCAUAUACGGUUAUUAUUUCGGUUCCAUGCCGGCAUGGCACUCGUUGCUUCUUGUUGCAAUGGUUAUACUGCAUGGUGGUGGCUAUAAGAUGACGGAACUGCUGCUCAGCUUCUGGACAGGCCAUGCAGUCAUUGCCAACGAAACAACCAACAACUUUUAUGUCGGACUUUACGGAUUGCUUUCUGGUCUGGCAGUUCUGGGGAUCAUUGGAGCUGCAGUUUUAUUUCUCAUUUUUAUGGUGCCGCACAGCUCUGAGGUUCUCCACGCUCGAUUAUUGAAAACCGUCAUGGAAGCGCCUUUGUCUUUUUUCACCCGGACGGAUAUCGGGGUCACGACUAACCGGUUCAGUCAGGACAUGUCUGUAGUUGACACAGAAUUACCAUUUGCCUUGAUUGAUUUAUGUCUGAACUUGGCCAUUGCACUCUUUGCCGCGGUGCUCAUGUGUGUCUUCUCUGGCUAUUUUGCAGCGAUUUUCCCUUUUGUUCUGUUCCUCUGUUGGCUCCUUCAGAAAUUCUAUCUCCGGACAUCACGCCAGGUCCGAGUCCUCGAUCUGGAAGCGAAAUCCCCACUAUUCACGCAGUUCCUCGAGACCCUCCUAGGACUGUCAACCGUGAGAGCGUUUGGUUGGGAGAGGAACUUUCAAGAGAACCACCUCGAGCUUUUAGACGCAUCUCAACGCCCUUAUUAUUUGCUUUUUUGCAUUCAACGCUGGCUAGCACUCGUGCUGGAUCUCAUGGUUGCUGCCAUGGCUACGAUUCUGAUGGUGUUGGUCGUGAAGCUAAGAUCGCAGUUUGCUCCGCAAUUUGUGGGAUUGGCGCUCCUUAACGUGACAUCAUUUAAUGAAUCCCUAGCUUUGAUUAUCAAAGGCUGGACGAUGCUAGAAACGUCAUUCGGUGCCAUCGCGCGUCUGAAGCAAUUCUGCGGAGAGACUGAGACCGAGAACCUGCCUUUGGAGGUGUCACCCGUGCCCGAGGGCUGGCCGUUACAUGGCCAUAUAUCUAUUAAAAACAUGACCGCCUCCUACAGUCCAGCAUCCGAGCCAGUUCUGCAUAGCAUCGACCUGGACAUCCCUGCCGGCUUCAAAGUCGGAAUCUGUGGCCGCAGUGGUAGUGGCAAGAGCUCUCUCAUAGCCUGUCUUCUCCGAAUGAUUGAGCUUUCUCCAGAAUCAAGCAUCAAGAUCGACGGAAUUGACAUCGCGACACUCCCACGCCAGGCCGUCCGAUCCAUGGUUGCAGUUGUACCACAGCAUCCAUUCUUCUUGAAACAGACCAGCGUUCGAGAAAAUCUCACCUUGCAGGGGCAGCGAAACGACGAAGAGAUCCACACCGUCCUACGUCGUUUGAAACUAGAAGAUCUGGUGAAAAGCAUGGGUGGACUCGACGCUGUGCUAGAUGUUGAGCGACUCUCUCAGGGCCAAUGCCAGUUUUUCUGCCUCGCCAGAGCCAUGUUAAGUAAUAAGAAAAUCAUCCUUCUCGACGAGGCGAGCAGCAACGUGGAUGAAAAGUCCGAGAUGUUGAUUCGGAAGGCUGUUCGUGAGCAAUUCGCUGGAUGCACCGUGAUCGCAAUCGCCCAUCGACUAGGCGCUGUGGUGGACUUUGACCGGGUCGUCGUGAUGGAUUCUGGCCGGAUCAUCGAAUGGGAUGAACCUGGGGCCUUGCUGCAGCGUGAUAGUUAUUUUAAGCGGCUUUGGGAUCUAGGGUCUGGAUAGUUGUGGGGACCAUUGUGUUUAUAGGAUGAGUU
Molecule: messenger RNA, 4514 nt
Organism: Aspergillus steynii IBT 23096
Lineage: Eukaryota; Fungi; Ascomycota; Eurotiomycetes; Eurotiales; Aspergillaceae
Product: P-loop containing nucleoside triphosphate hydrolase protein
Exons: 12
Coding region: 124-4482 (1452 amino acids)
Biological process (GO): transmembrane transport
Cellular component (GO): membrane
Molecular function (GO): ATP binding; ABC-type transporter activity; ATP hydrolysis activity
Source: RefSeq, a predicted model, not a curated record